GCGCCUCGGACAGGAGGCGACGCGGCCCGAGCCCACUCCCCGCUUUCAGCGAAACUGUGUGACGGGAAAGCCCCGUUGUUGUUGUGUGUGUGUGUGAGAGAGAGAGAGUGUGCGUGUGUGUGUGUGAGAGAGAGAGUGCAUAAGAGUGUGUCUUUUCUUUUUUUACACUGUCAGAAAGCCCAUGCACCGAGCGCGUUCUUCCCCCAGCAGCUCCAGCGCCGACAGGACUCUCCCAGGAUGCUGUCGAGCAGCGUCGGAGUGGCCGGCUGUUUGCUCUUCCUCUCCGUCUUUCACAUCAACUUUGCGACUGGCAGCCCAGGAAAAGGCUCACAGAGCCAAGAUGAUAUGCAUGUCAUCCACAACAAUCAGCUGGACCUGCGGGAGAUAGUUUUCAUCAUCCAGAGUCAAAGCCACUACUUCCAUGUGCGGCAGGCAGAAAGACGGAGGGCAGAUUUACUCAAGCAGGCGCACAGUCUCACAGAGAAACCACCGGAGGUUUUGCUUCUUCACGAUUUAUCCGAUAAUGAGGGAGAUUGGAGUAUCCUUCCUCUGCUGCCUUACUUAUCGUACUCCUUUGGGAAAAACUCCUCCUGGAUUGUAUUUCUUGAGGAGGAAACGGACGUGAAGAUGACUAAGCUUGUUCAAGUCCUUGCAAAGUUUGACAAGAAUAAAGAGUGGUUUCUUGGUAAGCCCCUCCACGACCAGGAGUCAACCAUCAUCCAUCACUACGCCUUCGCAGAGAAUCCCUCCGUCUUCAAAUAUCCAGACUUUGCUGCAGCCUGGGCCCUAAGCGUCCCCCUGGUUGUUCGGCUUGCAAACAAAGUGAAAGACGAGCCCCUCAAAUCUGACUUCACCAUUGACCUGAAACAUGAGGUCGCCUUGUAUAUCUGGGACAACGGGAAGGGUCCACACCUCACCGCUGUCCCUGAGCUGUGCACUGAGCCAGGGGACUCUCCUCAGGCCCGGCACUGUGCCACCACUCUGAUCAGCGAGCCUCCACUGUGCGGGGAGCCUGUGAUUACAGAAGAUAUAUUUGUUGCUGUGAAAACGUGUAGGAAGUUUCACAGUGAAAGAGUUCCAGUGAUAAAGAAGACUUGGGAAAAGGAUGCGUUUUUUUUAGAGUACUACAGUGACCAUGCCGAUCCUUCAAUACCAACCAUUAAUUUGGGAAUACCAAAUACUGAAAGAGGCCACUGUGGGAAAACAUUUGCAAUCCUCCAGAGAUUCCUGAGCAGCUCUGUCCCAAACACCAAGUGGCUCCUUGUCGUGGACGACGACACACUCAUCAGCCUCCCCCGACUGCGAGUCUUGCUGAGCUGCUACGACUCCUCUCAACCAGUGUGUCUAGGGGAGAGGUACGGCUACGGCCUGAGCCAAGGCGGCUACAGCUACAUCACAGGGGGUGGAGGUAUGGUGUUCAGCAGGGAGGCCGUGGUCCGACUUAUUAACAGCGGCUGCAAAUGCUACAGCAAUGACGCGCCGGAUGACAUGGUGCUGGGAAUGUGCCUCAAUGCUCUCGGACUUCCUGUCACACACAGUCCACUCUUCCAUCAGGCACGCCCAGAGGACUAUGCCGGAGACUUCUUAGCUCACCAGGUGCCCAUCUCUUUCCAUAAACACUGGAACAUCGACCCGGUUGCUGUUUUCAACAAAUGGCUUAAGGACGACUUGUGGGCAAAACCUUUAGGUGGACUUAAUCAGAGUAUCAAGACGGAAUUAUAAUAAUGUUAAGUACAUGACGUGUGUGUGUGUGUGUGUGUGUGUGUGUGUGUGUGUGUGUGUGCGCGUGCGUGCGUGCGUAUUAUGGAGUCAUUGAACUGAAUUGUCCCUCACAGAUGUAGAAGUUUUUGUAUUGUUAAUGUUGAACUGUAAUUAAGAGUGGCCAUGCAAGUGUGUGUCCAUGACUUAAUUUGUGGGUCUUUUCAUUUGUGUUUCAUGAGUUGCAUGUUGAGCUUAUUGUUAUUAUGGAAACAUGAACAUGAUGUGUGUAUAUUUAUAUCUUAAGAACAAUCUGAACCUUACAGCGGAGCAUAUCUUCUUCUCUGGGAGAUGUUUAAUCUUUUAAAGAAGGGUCAUUAAAGCUGUACAAUGUGCUCUAUUUUGACAUAAAAGUAUAAAUAUUUGAGAAUUCUUUCCUUUUCUUUUCUAUGAUAUGAUUGUAUAAAAUAUGAAGUCAUUAAAGGUUAAUUGAGGCGAGAUGGUGAAACAACAGUAUGCUCACAGGCUGUUUGAUGUGACUAAAAAGCAGGAUUAAAGCUGUCUGAAGCAAAAGGGGGUUUUAAUUACUACCAAAAUGUACCAGACAUGUAGUUUUUAAAUGCCCUACCUUUUCUUUAAACCUAACUAAACACACAUCAUAUUUUCAUGGACAUACUAGUAAAACAUUAUAAUAUCCUGAGGUAUUGAUGUUUUAUCAAUAUCAGUACCAAUUUUUCACAUAAUUAAUUGGCCGACUCAAUUGCUGACCAUUAAUAAAGGUCUUUCCAAGACUUUGA
Scophthalmus maximus (turbot) is the source of this 2495-nucleotide messenger RNA. It is a transcript of the gene b3glcta, whose product is annotated as beta 3-glucosyltransferase a. Gene Ontology annotation, molecular function: acetylglucosaminyltransferase activity. The coding region runs from base 238 to 1722 and encodes 494 amino acids. The record is from RefSeq and is a predicted model, not a curated record. The transcript has 15 exons. Gene Ontology annotation, cellular component: membrane. Lineage: Eukaryota; Metazoa; Chordata; Actinopteri; Pleuronectiformes; Scophthalmidae.